Poecilia latipinna (sailfin molly) is the source of this 4535-nucleotide messenger RNA. It is a transcript of the gene pdcd7, whose product is annotated as programmed cell death 7. The record is from RefSeq and is a predicted model, not a curated record. The transcript is spliced from 5 exons. Gene Ontology annotation, cellular component: U12-type spliceosomal complex. Lineage: Eukaryota; Metazoa; Chordata; Actinopteri; Cyprinodontiformes; Poeciliidae. Bases 1787 to 3331 code for a protein of 514 amino acids.
CAAUAUCAUAAUCGCAAAGGACGGCUUGGGUGCAAUAUAUGGUACGCCUCAACAUCUCAUGUUCAAAGCAUUAAAACUCUGUUAAUAGUUCAUCAGACUGACGCAGAAGAUCCGUUUUCCCAAUACUUUCCUUUGGGAUUAAUAAAACAUUUCUGAAUCAAAUUUAGCCAUUAAAAAGGCCUUUCAGUCCCCGUUGUCUUCGUUUUUCUCCCUGAUAUCACUCUUGCUAAUGAAGAUCCUAAAGCUCCAAGAGAGCAGUGAGGACCGUGAUAUGAUGGAGAGAAGUAUAGAGUUGUGUGUUCAAUGUGGUUAACUGAUAGUAUUUCCUGUUAUAGUAACACACAGGCAUCAGCCCACCAACCCUUCUUCAGUAACUACCAUCCACGCCAUUAGGAGGGCCAGUCUGGACCGAACCUGGCACCACACUGUCAGUAAGGACGGCUGGGAUCUCCAUUGACUGGAUCCGAUCAUAAAUCUGGAAAUUCUGGAGCUCCAGUCAACAUUUCUUAUCUGACGGUAGUACCUUAUUAACAGGCACAUGGGCACAUCCAGUUAUGCUUCAUAAUACAAAAAACAUGAGUGUUUAAUCAACCUUCCAAUGCUGUCUCCGGAUAACUUGAUGGAUCUAAACACCAGUGGGUGUACUUACUCUCUUCAGGGGUACUGUGCUUCUGAACCAGUUGUAGUCAGGAGACACUUUGAUCUCCUCCAUCUGAGCUGUCACAUGCAGGCGGGACUGAAUCAGCUCGGAAAGGGCUCCCUCUCCUCCGAACAGCCAGCGAACAAAACCCGCUACUAGCUGCUAACGCUGCUCACAAAUUCAAAGGGGUCGAGUCGCCACUUCACGCCACUGCUGCCGUCCUGCUGCGGGUGGCGGUGAGUCACGGUGCCCGAGAGUGUUCAUCCAUGUCACGGUUGCAUGUUUUUUGUAUCUUCAGGCUGGUCUUAUGGUCUUAUGACUCUUUUUUACCUACUUCCGCAAAGCGUCUACCGCGACUCACGCAAAAAGGUGCGUUUAGAUACGACCGGAAGUCGGAAAACAUAGUUUUUUUUGGCUGCAUCAACCAACCACGGAAUAUUAUCUUCCUUGUUUUGCUAUUUAAAAUCAAAAGAUUUUCGGCUGUGUUGCAGUUCUAUUAAACGAUUACAACUGCCCACACGUAUUGCAAUAUUUUAGAACUAACAGAACCAUUACAUUUACAUUUAUAUUUCGUCUCUAGCUUUUUUUUUUUUUUUUUUUUUUACAUAAAAUGUCCAAACCGGGAGCAAUCCUGUUAUGUUUGAAAUUCACUUCAAGUAUGUGGCAUUAAUUUAUAACUGGCGCUACCUGAAGAAACUGGAAGACAUAUAAGUCCACAUAUUUACGAAAACCACUUUUCACAUUUUUUUUUAUUUUAAACGCUCAGAUAUUCUGAUGUUACUGAAUGCAACAAACUUUUCUAGUAUUUGCAUGUGGCCAUCUUUGAAAGCCAUCAGAAAUCUAACUACGUCUGUUAAACAAAAAUGAACAGUACUUCAAACCAUAGACAUAAUAAAAGUUAUUAUGGCUAUGCUUCAAACUUCAUUUUGCCUUUUUUGUGUUAGUUUGACAGGGCUGAUGUUAUACCGCCCUCUAUUGCUCUGGAGCGCUUCACUGUCCAACAAAAAAGGAUUUUGGAAUAUGUUCUGCUACACUGCAGUCCAGACGGUGGCAGUAAAUGCACCAAAAGCUAGUUUGUCUGCCGCCAAUCGGCAACAGAAGAAGCGGAUAAUCAUGGCUGUAUGAAGGUAGUAAUGGUCAGUCAGCAUGGAUGGUUCAUAUCAGCGCGGACAGGCAGAUGCUCCCCAUCUUCAUCAUGUCUUCGAAGGAGGGAUACAACAGCCCGCCUCCGAGCAGCCGAACCACACCGCUCCACCAUGGAUUCCUCCUACGGCUAACUUCCCCGCACCUCCUUCUGGGGGAGCAGGUUUCGGUACAUCUCAGUGUCCCCUUCCUUAUGGAUUCGACCCAUCUGUCCCUCCGCCUAAUUUUGUCUGUCCUCCUCCGGGACACUUCCCGGGAAUGGCGCCUCCCGCCCCUGGAAACACGCUCCGUAGCCCUGCAGUCCCUACGUUUCAGGCUGCGUCCCAGCAGCUCGGCGCCGCUCCUUUCCGGGCAGACUGCGGACUCAGGCAGCGGGAGGACUAUCGCGAUGGAGGCCUCCCCUACCGGGGCUCAUCGGGCCCCCCACAGCCUCAUCCUCUGCAGCGGGAAAGCAGCUGGGAAACUGCAGCACACCCAGAGGAUGAGGAGGAGCUGCAGAGGUGGCAGGACCGCCAGUGGUUAACCCGGUUCCUCCAGAGCCGAGGUGGACCUCCCGACAACCCGCAGGAGCAGCGGUCAGACCUCGGCUCUGUCCCCGUCUUCAAAGAGGCUCUCUACGGCGCAGCUCGGCUGCUCUCCCGGCUGAAGGAGCUCUGUCUCUCUCUCCAGCACAAUCUUCACUCAGACAGCGACUGGUCUGAGUCCUAUCAGAUGGCUUUGCACAUAAAGAGAGAAGUUCAGGCCAAAGUUCAGAAACUCACUGACUCCCAGAAUUUAGAUCUACUUAAAGUUAAAGUGGCCCGCAUAGCGGAGAGGAGGGCCCGGGGCCUGAGGGCCAAGAAGGACCGGCAGGUGGAGCAGGUGCUGGCAGAAGAACUCAGCACUGAGAAAGAGGCCUCCAUAGACAAAUGGAGGAUGAGACAGAUACAAAAAGUAGAAGAAAAGAAGAAGGAGCAGGAGCUGAAGCUGUCUGCAGACGCUGUCCUGUGUGAGGUGAGGAGGAAGCAGGCAGAUGUGAAGAGGAUGCAGGACAUAAUGAGAUCUCUGGAGAAGCUGCGCCAGCUCAGGAAGGAGGCAGCGUCCAGGAAAGGGAUCGGCACAGAGCUGCAGUGUGACGAGGCGUUCAGUGGUCAGCUGGAGCAGCUGAGGGGUGUGAUGAAGAGGAGGACGGAGCUGUACUCGGCCGAGGAGAAGGCUCUGAUGGUGAUGCUGGAAGGAGAGCAGCAGGAGGAGCGGAGGAGGGAGCAGGAGAGGCGAAUCAGGAAGGAGAGGGAGCGGCAGCUGGAGAGGAAGCGUAGGGUGGACUCCAUGUUGUUUGGAGAUGAGCCUCCAGCUGAUAGCAUCCUGCAGCCCUUCACUGACUACUACAGCCAGGCAGAGCACUCCCUGCAGGCGCUCAUACACAUCAGGACAGACUGGGACGUGUUCCUGGUGGCAGCAGAUCAUCCUGAUGGAUCUGGGGUUCCUCAGGGCUGGGUACUGCCUGACUCUCCGUCUGACCAGAACUGGGCCUCGGCCCUGCAGGCUGCUGAUCCUGACGGCCUCUGACUCACAUCCAGUCAGCUGGAUCAGACAAUGAACUCACUUUAUAGCGAACCCGUCUUCUUUAAAGAUGGUAUUUUCAUUAUGUGGAUUCUAAUUUAAUGUUACAGUCAUCCUUGAGAUGGGUUUGGCUUUUUUAUACACCAAAAUGUGUAUUUUGGACAUGUAGUUUGAUGUUUAUGUGGAGGGGGGACAUCCAGCGUAAAAUGUCUGCCAAUUCCAUCUUCACUCAGCUGUGGAGUGGGACAGGCUGGUGACUUUGGAGCGAUAUUUCAAAACAACAAUGUUCAUUUUCCUUUUUGCCAGCCUAUGCAUUUGAAAAUAUAGCAAAAUGAAAACAAUGUAUUUGUCAGUUUGAGUCAUGGCUAAGUGGAAGUAAACUCCAAAUUUUAAGUUUUUGCAAAUUAAAAAUAAAAAAAAUUGAACCCUGGUGCUCAAAGUGGCUGGAUUAGAAAGAGAGAUGAACGGUGUCUGGUUUUGCUGGUUUUGAACCUGGCCUGCAGACCUGACUGGGAACAAGCCAUUCUCCUCAGAGGUUUACAUGUCCUGUUGUUUACCUUUAAUUAGGUUUCAGAAAUUAAUGUCUUUUUCUGGUAGAGGUAACAUAUGAUUAUGUAAAAGUUUUAGUUUUUAAUAAUUUCAGAAUUAUGGCUUAAAUCUUUUAAUAUGGUUCUGAAGGUUAUAGGAUCUCAUUGAUGGCAGUUAUUAUAGAGUGUAGCUAGUUUGUCACUAUCCAAAACUUCCUCAGCGUCAUCUUGAAUCAACUUAGCGGUUUAUAUUUGGACACAGUUGGGUGUUUCAAUAGGAUAAUAACCACCCAGACAGGUUUUGGAUGGAUUAAACUGCAUAAUAUCAGGUGAAUGAAAGGGCCAAGAUCUCAACCCUUGUUAAAAUUUGUGACUUAAUAGAUUCAUCAGUGCCAAGAAACCUACAAACCCACCAAUUCAGUAAUUCACAUAAGAGAAAAAUGGAACAGCAAAGCAUAAAGUUACCAUGAAGACCAACAUCCUCUUCUGUGCACGUCGUUGGACUAAAGCAGGUACCACUUUCUGCCAGAAGGGGGCAUUUUAUUAUAAAAGUGUAUUGGAACUCGGUACGUUCUACUGCCUGGCAGUGAUACACUUCUGCCAGGCAAUAGAUGAGUUUCAUCUAUUUGAAGUGACUGUUAACAACAAAAAUGUAAACUUGCAAGGAAAUAAAUGUGGUGCUC